Messenger RNA from Anneissia japonica, 574 nucleotides. RefSeq names its product mitochondrial import inner membrane translocase subunit tim16-B-like. The transcript has 4 exons. Gene Ontology annotation, cellular component: TIM23 mitochondrial import inner membrane translocase complex. The record is from RefSeq and is a predicted model, not a curated record. Bases 151 to 549 code for a protein of 132 amino acids. Gene Ontology annotation, biological process: protein import into mitochondrial matrix. NCBI's taxonomy places the organism in Eukaryota, Metazoa, Echinodermata, Crinoidea, Comatulida, Comatulidae.
CACACACAACGCACGUGUCGGGUGUGAAAGUUCAUGUGUGUGGAAAAUGAUGUAAUGUCCUAAAUUUCUCGUGAUGGAUUUUUUUUCUUUUAAUUGAUGUCAAAGAUAAUAUGUUCGUUCACUGAAUUAUCCUCAUAGAAGUGUGUUAAUAUGGCGAAGUACCUAGCUCAGAUUGUUGUUCUCGGGGCUCAAGUUGUUGGACGUGCAUUUACCAAAGCUUUGAGGCAAGAAAUUCAGGCAAGCCAGGCUGCUGCUCAGAGGGCUGGUGGAGGGAAGCGAGGUGCCAAGGCUGCUGCCACCAAUAGUUUAAUGGGCAUGACGACGGAAGAAGCACAGAAAAUACUCAACGUCUCCAAACUUGAUGAAGAGGCUGUAAACAAACAAUAUGAACAUUUAUUCAAAGUUAACGAUAAAGCCAAAGGAGGAUCAUUUUAUCUGCAAUCGAAGGUUGUUAGAGCAAAAGAAAGGUUAGAUCAAGAAAUAGUUGCAAGUAAAGAAGCUGCUUCCAGGAAAAGCAUUAAUCAAGGAGAAGAGAAACCAGGAACAUGAUGGAUCCGGGAUACUGUAGUUCGGG